Molecule: messenger RNA, 9253 nt
Organism: Antechinus flavipes (yellow-footed antechinus)
Lineage: Eukaryota; Metazoa; Chordata; Mammalia; Dasyuromorphia; Dasyuridae
Gene: GAS7
Product: growth arrest specific 7
Exons: 14
Coding region: 637-2067 (476 amino acids)
Biological process (GO): actin filament polymerization; neuron projection morphogenesis
Cellular component (GO): cytoplasm; plasma membrane; actin filament
Molecular function (GO): actin filament binding
Source: RefSeq, a predicted model, not a curated record
CCCUUCUCUCUCGGUCCCUGCUCAGACUGAUGAUCCUCCGCAGGGCCUCAAGAACAGUCCUAGCUCUCCAGAGCAGUUUGGGACACACCUCUCGGGGGAGCUGCGUAUUUCCGCGUGAUAGGGAAGCCCCGGCUAAGUCCGCUGUGCGUUCCAGCCCGGGUUCCAGGUCCUUGGGAAGUUCUUUAAGAGCCCAAUCCCUGAAGCAGCUCUAGCUCCUACUGUUCGGCCCCGCCCCUCCUCGAUAGAAGCCGGGAGCUGGAAGCUGUGAGCUCAGAAGCAGCCCAGCCCGGGGGCGUCAUCGAGCGCAGCCACCCAACUCCAGCUCCAGCUCCACGCCGGAGUCCUCAUCUCUUCUCCACCUCUUAUUCUUUCCUCCCUUCCCUUCCCGGUCCUCGAAAGCAGAUCCAACGCCCCGUUAGGCACCGAACCCGAAACGGGCAGCAUCUGCAGCCGGGACCGGGAGACAGACGAAACCUGUGGAACUUGGGAUCCUGGCGUUCUCAGAGCCCGUGACUGCUAGAGACUCCAAAUAAAGCCCCUCGCCUAGGGAUUUAGCUAGGCUGCCCUGCCCUGUUGCUCACUACCCGGGGCUGGGGAGCGAUGCAGGCUGCACUGUGAGCCCCAAGCAGCAGGGCCAUGUCCGGCUCUCGUUGCCAGACGUUGUACCCCUUCACUGGAGAGCGGCACCGCCAGGGGUUGCGCUUUGACGCCGGAGAAGUGCUCACGGUGCUUCAAGUGCCAGACGGGGGCUGGUGGGAAGGGCAGAAAGAGGACGGACUCCGUGGUUGGUUCCCCGCAAGCUAUGUGCAGUUGCUAGAGAAGCCUGGAAUGGUUCCCCCUCAGCCUGUGGAAGAGAAUCAGAUUUCCUUAUUGCCAUCUGGCUGGGAAAGCUACCUGUCUCCUCAGGGCCACCGAUACUAUGUCAACACAGUUACCAAUGAGACUACAUGGGAGCGGCCCAACGGUUCUUCUCGGACCCCAUCAAGCUCUGGCCCUCAGAAGAACUUUCAGCCUACAGCAGUGAACGGCUACCACUCAUCAGGGACCCCAGUGCAUCAGACAGAACCUGUCCACAUGAGUCUCCGAAAACCCAUUGGUGAUUUCCAGAACCCAGGAUCUCCAUCUCCAGGCAAGAAACAGAACAAGGAAAGCACCAUCACCAUAAACUGUGUGACUUUCCCACAUCCUGAUACAAUGCCAGAGCAGCAGCUGUUGAAGCCCACUGAAUGGAGCUACUGUGAUUAUUUCUGGGCUGAUAAGAAAGAUCCCCAAAGCAAUGGCACAAUGGCUGGGUUUGAGAUUCUUCUUCAAAAGCAACUGAAAGGCAAACAGAUGCAGAAGGAAAUGUCAGAAUUCAUUAGGGAAAGAAUUAAGAUUGAAGAAGAAUAUGCCAAGAAUUUAGCCAAGCUCUCUCAGAAUUCCUUGGCAGCCCAAGAAGAAGGCUCCCUAGGAGAAGCCUGGGCCCAGGUAAAGAAAAGUCUGGCUGAUGAAGCUGAAGUCCAUCUCAAGUUCUCUUCCAAGCUCCACAGUGAAGUGGAAAAGCCCCUGAUGAAUUUCCGUGAAAAUUUCAAGAAAGACAUGAAGAAAUGUGAUCAUCAUAUUGCUGAUCUGCGGAAACAAUUGGCCAGUCGAUAUGCCUCAGUGGAGAAGGCACGGAAGGCCCUUACGGAGAGGCAGAGAGAUCUGGAGAUGAAAACCCAGCAACUGGAAAUCAAACUUAGCAACAAAACUGAAGAGGACAUUAAAAAAGCCAGACGGAAGUCAACACAGGCUGGAGAUGAUUUGAUGCGCUGUGUGGAUCUCUAUAAUCAGGCCCAGUCUAAGUGGUUUGAAGAGAUGGUGACAACUACUUUGGAACUCGAGAGACUGGAGGUAGAACGGGUAGAGAUGAUUCGGCAACAUCUGUGUCAAUAUACACAGCUGCGACAUGAGACUGACAUGUUCAACCAAAGUACAGUAGAACCUGUGGAUCAACUCCUGAGGAAGGUGGAUCCUGCCAAAGACAGGGAGCUGUGGGUAAAAGAACAUAAAACCGGAGAUAUUCGACCUGUAGAUAUGGAGAUCUAGACUGCUUGAGUCAUUCCUCUCAUGGGUUUAUUGUUGGAAUUUGGGGAUCCUAACAAUAGAAGGGUCCCUCUCUUUGGGGUCCAUUGUCAUGCUGGGAAGAAUCUGUGCUGCCAUCCUAUCCAUUGUCCUGUUUGGUGAGGUAGUUGGAAUGUCUCCAUUCCCCACCCUAAUCAGAAGACAGACAUAUACAUCCUUGUCUUUAUUACCAUCAUCACUAAAGCCACCAACUCCCCAUUCCAUGCCAUUCUCAGAGACUUCACUUUCUGGAAUAUGGCAUUUAUACUCAUGUGACAUACUUAAAGACCUAACUGUAUAAUAUACUUGUGAUUUUUGAGGUAUCACCUCAAGGUGACAGGGCCUAAAUCUCAGUAAACCUAAGGGCUCCCCCUCUAUGGAGUUUAAUGGCUAGGGGAGGCUAUUAACUCCUUUUUCCAAAAUGAACACUCAAAUGUGGGUUGGGGUUCGGGGGAGAUAGUCUCAUAAUUAGAACAUCCCUUCUAUGUCUAUCCAAGUCCUUUAUGAUCUGUCUGGUUCUGGGAGCCUUCCCCAUUAACAUCUUCUGUAACAUUUCAUCAUAGAAUUAUCUCCUGAGGUCUAAGAGGGAAUCCUGGAAAGGAGCCCUUGCUUCCCUUAUUACAAAAACAGACUCUGCCCUUCUUUAAAACCAUACAGUGAUAAUGGUGGAACUACCUCAUUAGGCCAAACUAGCCCCCAAUUUUGAGCGUUCAACUUUCCCUUCUCAUUUGCCACAAUGUUUUUGUUUUUAUUUUCUUUCUGCAUGGACCAUACUUCUCAAUUCUUGGACCUAUAUCCUCAUGCUGUACUGUUUUGGGAAAUAUCAAGUUAGUAAUCAAAGCCAGGGUUUCUUUUGUUUGUUUUUGUUUUUGACUUUCAGAUUGCCCAGUCUCACCAUAUGUAUUUUGGAAGGCCUUACUUUUCAGUGUCUCAUUCUGCUCAUUCCAGUGGUUUAGGAGCAGAAUUCAGGAGCAGGUUAUGAAUUACCUGCAUCCUUCUUCCUCCCUCCAUCAUUCAUGUUUACUAUUCUCAUCUAGUAACUGUCCUCUCUGUUUAUAUCACAGUGAUUGAGUUUUUUGAAGCAUGGAUAUUGAUUUAAGAAGUGAUAAUAUGAUUCCUAUAUUUAAAAGCUCCUUCUCCUAUUCAAUCCUGUGCCAUCUUACUAGAUACUAGUUGCAAUUUUCCAAUCCAGAUCUUUGAUAACAAUAUCCUUAGAAGUUUUCUAUCAUUGUCUCUCACCUGUGGAAUCUGCUCCAAACUCUAUUGAUUUCUUUAAUAGAAAUCACGGCUCCUGAUUCUAACUCUGACUUUCCCCUUCUUUAUGACUAUUUCUUCUCAUCCCUUCCACCUUAAUUGGCACUAUACAAAGAUUUUUUUUUCUCUUUUCAGUUGUUACUCAUUUUUGACCUUCAGUUCUAUUAACUAGUUCCCAACAAAACCAAAACCAAAAGACUGAUGAUUGAUUGAAAUGUAUUUACUAUUGCUUCCUUCAGGACUUUAGAUACCUUCUCCCUCAUUUUUAUAUUGUACAUCUCUCCCACAGCAGCAGCCCUGAAAAUUAGUGCAUUAAAGCUUCUUUAAAUCAUGUGUGUGAGAGAGUGUGAAAAUCUGAGAGGGAGAGGAAGCACUCAUUACAUCUUAAUGCUUAAAUGUUGGAUUUCAUAGACUCUUUGACUCAUAAGGAACUUAGAUAACUAGUCUAUCCUUCUGUAGGACCAAAAAAUUUAGAGCUUGAAAGAACCUCAGAAGAUAUCUAAUCCAAUACCAUUAUUUUACAAAUAAAGAAACUGGGAUUCUGAGAGAUUGAAGUAGUAAGUGCAAAUUUUCCAUUCUACAGUGAUGCUCUUCUGAGUUACAUUAAUAGAGAUCAGACUUAGUGGUAAAUCUGGGGCAAUCUAAAGGUUAUCUAUAUUUUCUCUCCCCUGCUGUGAUUUUUAAUUUGCAUCUGUGUUAAGUAGCACAUAAAUGAUAUCUACUCACUCCAGACAAGGGCAGGAAUGUAAGGUGGUGCUGGUUGUUUCUUUCAGACUGUCCAUAGUAUUUCACUAGUUAUGUCCUUCGAAUUCUUCUGUAUGGCUCACAUGAGCACAGAAUAUCUCACUCCUCCUACAGUUUCUUUUGGAAGAUGGUUAAGCUACUAAACUAACAAGAAGGUGAUUAUCUUUUUAAAAUUCUGAUUAAGAUCCUAGACAGAAAGUCAAUUUUUUCCAAAAUUUUGGAAAGUCAAUUUUGGAAAAUGGGCAAUACAAAUAGUCACUACAAAAAGGAUGGAGAAUGGGUGAUUAGAUUGAGGUUCCCCGGUGAUAUUUAAUUAUUGGCCAUAUGAUUGUAAUUUCUUGGUUUUUGUUUCUUUUACAAAAUAAGAUGUGGGUAGACUGAAGGAGUAGGGUUGAAGGGGACUGAGUGGAUGAAGAAUCACCUUUGGCUCCAUAAAUAUAUGUUUACAGGUAAUUUCAAGUGCUAAACAAAGGUUAGGUAGUAGUAGUAUAUUAUUAAAACAGUUAUUCCAGGGAGUUUUGGCUUCCUUCAUUCUAUCCUUUAGGGGACCUAAAUUCUUUCUCUCAGUGUGAAAUCAUCCUUCCUACUUUCUACUGGCAAAAUACUGACUGGUCAUUUGUGUUAUCAUGACAAAGUAGUUUGUUCUGCUUCCUAAAAAAGUCACAAGAACUUGUGAUAUUAGAAUAAUAUGGGUUCAGAUAUUUGCAAUUAAGCUCAAUCAUUCUUCUGCAUAAUAGUAAUAGUAAUAAUAAUAGUAAUGGCUGUUCUGAGUAAUAGUACAGCCAUUUCCAAAAAAUUACAGCUUCAUUUAAUUCUACCUCCAAUUCAUCAUUGAAGUUUUAAUGUCUACUUCAAAAGCUGUGAAUUACCAUCACAGAAGCAUGUCUUCAAUCAGGGUGGGCAGGGUAGAUUUCUUGGAAGUAGAGAUCUUGUUUAACUGUUGAAAAAAAAUUGUUUUAUUUGAUUCAGUCACAGCAUGACUGGCAUGAAUGGGUUGCUAUCCAUACCAUUGGUGACAGUGCCUAUCAAGGUAAUAUUGAAAUAUUUUGAAGCUGAAUAAGUAGAAGAAAUUUGAGUUAUUAAAACCAGAUGAAAGUGCUUGAGUGUUCAGGAACAUGAAUGUUAUAAACUCCAUCAGAGGGCAGCUCAUGAAUUCUUGCUUACUAAAUAAGUCAAGUAUUUAUUGAGUACUGUUAUGUAUGCAAAUCUUUCUUCAGAUCAUAAAGAACAAUAUUCCAAAAGCUUCUGUAUGGAAUAUGCUGAACAUUGAUAUAGUUCAUGUUUUUUUUUUUUUUUUAAACAAUCCUCCAAAAAAGCCAUUGGCAUUCAACAUGAAUUGUCCUGUUGCCAUGACAACCCUCCACUUGGUUUUUUUCCCUUUAGAAGCAAACUAAACCUCCAUCCAUCAAUGAUAAAAACUCCGCCUUAUAAUUUUCUUUGCUCAAUUACUGAUAAUUAGGAUUUCAGCAUCCCCAAUAUAAAUUGAUAGUAUAACUAAAUAGAUUGGGGUAGGGAGAGAAAAGUGAAGACAAAACUUUAUUAAUUACUGACUAAUGCUUUGUCCUCUUAAUUUUAUCUAUUGGGCCCUUGUCUCAGGUAGUUAUUUAUUUGUUAGGGCUACAUGAACAAUUACUAAAUUCAAGAAUUAAUUUUGUUCACAUUUAUAUUUUUCAAACUAAUUGCUUUUUUAAAUGAAGAUCAAAUGAAAAAAAUGAAGCAAGUGAAAGUAUUGGCUGAGCCUGAGUUCAUUGGAACUUAGAAGUCCAAACUGUGAAAUUCAAAUAUUUGCAUUUUCUCCUGGCCUCUAUGAGCCUUAAUAAAUGUUAGACUAUUUUAUUUCUAACAAGUGGGUAGCCCUCACUUUAAUAAUGUAAAUAGGACAUUAGUUUAAUUAAUUUGCACAUUAAAGUUCUUUAAGAACUAUAUUAUGUCCAACUUGCUAUAUCAUCAUUUCCCAUCCUCCUGCCUUCAGGAAGGAAAAUGGCCUAUCUAAUUCUUUAAAGAGAUGAUUUGCAUUGGAAAUUGGCUUCCUGUCCUCUGUAUUCAGCUCAUUUUCACAGAUAUUUCUAGCCUACCCAUUCUAAUUGUAAAUAUACUUCUCUUCAAACGCAGUGGUGCCCAUGAGCUACAUUUUACUUUUGGACUUCCAAAUUCAGAUAUGGGAGAAAUAUCUCCUCUUUGAGUUCAUGUAUUGAGUAAUUGCUGCCAAAUAUCUAUUUAUCAAAAGGUAGAAAUUGUGGAAGUGAAAACCUAAGUUUUAUUACUGUGCAUGACCAUAGAUUCAGGUCUCACAGAAAACAUGAACAGUCAUGAAGAUUCUGACAAAGCUUCUUAUAGAGUUGGCAAAAGUGUAUCAGAGUAACAGAGAAAUAAUUAUUUUACAUAUUACAAUCUUCUUAGGUCAUAAAAGUUAAAGAAAAGACAGAUCCACAAACCCAUAAUUCUUUUAAUGUCAUAAAAAUUGAAGACUAAAAUAGAAUCAUAAUCUCAUACAUCCCCAUAAGAAACAAGCUUCAUCAAACAAUAAAUAAAUUAAAUCAGGUUACAGAAUAAACUACAUUUAGAGGAUUCACAAGUAGGCUAACUGAAAAAGUAGAGAAUUUAUAAAUCACCAAAGAGUAAGGGACAGUUGCACUUCUGCCUCUGAAUUCUUAUUUAAGAAAUGCUAAGGGUUAUGGAUAAGUUAUCACAUAAUAAGAAAGGUUUCAAUCAGGUGAGGUUAAUAUUAGGAUAGAUUUCUAUUUAGUUAACCAAAAUUUGCAGUAAGAAUGGCCUUGAAUCCCAAAUAGUAAAAAGGAAAUCAAAAAUUCCUGUAACACUGGUUUACCCAAAACCAGUUUUUUUUUUUCAUGUGUUUCACACAUAUAUCUAUUGACACCAUAACGCCUAGCCAGUUGGGUCUCUAUGUUCCUAUUACAUAAUUAUCACUGAAGGACAUUUAGUGAACACCAAAAGAUAGCAUGGCUAGUAGGAAAAGCACUGGACUAAAAUCAGAAGAUCUGAGUUCCAGUCCAAUCAUUUCUUUGAAAUAACUAAGUCACUUCAUCUCUGUGUCCUCAGAGUUGAACCUAACCAGACUAUCUCUUUAUUGAAUCAUUUCUAGUUUUGUGAAAGGACUUUAUCAUAGCCAAACUAUAUCUGGGAUAUUUCACCCUAUCUUUGACUUGACAAAGUCUUCACAAAGUUUCUGGCUAACUCUUAGGAAAGAAAACCCAUUUCAUCUUUGAAAUUUGAAAAGUUCAGAAAUAAUAGUCAUCUUAGGAUUUGAACUGAGGCAGAAUAAUGAACCCAUAGGGAUAUCAGAAAUAGAGUAGAUUCCCUCAAUAAGACUCAUCCCGUGGCCCUAGCCUCAGUUUUUAUCAUCUGUGUCUCCUAUAUACCUUCUGUGGCAUGGGCAGAAAAGGUUUUGGCCUCCGGACUUAAAUCUCCAAAAAGAUAGAGAAACCUAGGCACCUCACAACCAUUUUCACUGUCACUCACCACUACACCUAUAAUUGUUGUAGAAAAUUCUCUAUUCUAAAAGAUUUCUCAAGAACCAUCCUUGUCUGUAUCUUACUCAAAAUAAUGGAUAUAACCCCCUUCUUUCCAAAUAAUGUUGUGCUUUCAGACCUUAAUGAAAAGUGACCUCUGGGACAAAACCCUGAAAUGUCUCCAAAGGACAUUUGGUAUAUUCAGAAUCAGGGAGAACAGAGCACAGGGUAAGGGAGUCAAGUGAGUUCCAAGUUAGAAAUUUAGGAUCUUUUCUACAAGGUCUAUCUUAAUUUUUGCCAGUUUCAGUACAUCCUCCCUCUAUCUAACAUGUAUAGUGUGAACCACCUCAUUCAAAUCACAGCAUAUGAAUAUAAGGGCAAAUAAUUCAGAUAAUGGAAUCAAAGCACCCUUAUUAAGGAUUUUGUACUUAGAACAGUCUAUCUUUUUUGGAGCUUCUGUAGGGAGCUAUUUCUUGGUGGUUGGUCAUGAUAGACUAAUAUCUCCCUCUUGCUUAGUUGUCAUGUAAUAAAAGGUGUUGAGUUGUUCCUUGAACACUUUCAGUUCAAGGGAUCUUUCUUAUUACCAAGAUUGUGAAAUGAGGAAUUCAGAGAUAUAUGCUUCUAAAUUGGUUGUUGAUUGAGGAGUGAGAUGCCUAAGUAUGCCUUGGUGGAAGGUGACCUCUCUGGGGAUCUGGGGAUCUUGGGUUUUAAUCCAUCUCUGCUGAUAAUUUGCUAUUUUAUCUUGGAGCAAAUAAUUUCACCUAUGCCAGCACACUGGAGCAUUUGAAUAGAACCAUCUGGGCCCUUCUCUGGAAGUCUUGCAUCCUUACAUAAUUUAAUUUUGUUUUACAAUACAUACCAUCCCAGUAUCUGGUAUUUACUGAUGCCAAGAAUCCUUCAUCUAAUGCCUAGUGGCAUUGUCUGGAAAAUAAGUUCAGAUUGGAAGGUCUCUGGGGUUUUCCUUAGAACUUUAUGUAGUCCUCUUUCCUCCAAUUCUUCACUACCAUCAUCACUCCCAGUCUUUGAGAUCCUGAGAGGAAAUUUAGCUGCAGACAUUGGUGGGGAGCAAGGAACUGAAAUAGGGGAAGAAAAAUCAGUAAACUGAGCAUUUAUAACUGUUGGCAGGAGGCAAUAUCCCCAGCGUGCAACUCUUUCCUUUUUUCCCAAGUGAUUCUAUACCUUUCUCCCCCUCAAGAUUGAUGAUGGAUGGGGGGGUAGUCAUUCUGGAGAUAUCAACAUAUUGCCUUCCACUAUCAAAAUGGAAUUUUUUAACAAAAUAAACUUGCUUGUUUGGUCCCUUUUCUGUAACUUUUGCUAAAUACUUUAUAUGUUUUUUAAAUUAAAAAGCUGUCUCCUGCCAACAUUACUCAUUCACAUUCUAUAUCUUUCCAUCCUCUUUGGCUUCAUAGAUUGGUAAAUAUAAUUGAUGUAAUAUAAUUUAUAAGUAACACUGUUGCAAUUCUGAUCUCUUUGGAACUUGUAACCUGUUUUUACUUUCCAUAUUGGCAUUAAUAUGUAUUAAGGCUGAAGAAUUAAAUGUUUAAAGGGUUUUAAUUCUGAAUUUGUUAUAUAUAAUUGUUCUGUAUUAUUAUAAAGCAUUUUCAUGAACUUAAACUCUAUUUCUUUAUAUUUUUCUGCAAGUUGAUGUAUACACUUCAGAUGCUUAGUCAUUUCAUGUAAAAUAAACUGUACAGAGACACAUA